This is a messenger RNA of Haemonchus placei, 1080 nucleotides long. NCBI's taxonomy places the organism in Eukaryota, Metazoa, Nematoda, Chromadorea, Rhabditida, Trichostrongylidae. The record is from the annotation of a GenBank genome assembly.
AUGUCAGCCUCUGAUCCGCUCACCGAUGUGCUGUAUCAGCGAAUGUUCAGAGUAUUUUCAUACUUUGCCGAUGCCACUACUUCUGGUGGAUUGCACCCAUCACAAGCGUCGUUUAUACUUGACGAGUUGAAUCGCGAAUCCGGGCGGCCGUCGACUUCCACGGGGAACGCAUUUAGCCAUGAUUCGGUCACUUUUCGUGAACUACUGAAUCUGGUCGAAGUGCAAUUUGUCGAUAGAAGCGAAUUGGAGCCGUUGGUUGAGCGGAUAUUCGAACGUAUUGUCGGACAAGUCAUUAGAAAGGGUUUUGUGCUGUUCCGCUGUCCAGGAGGUGGUGGUAGUUGCACACGUCUUCGUCGAAGUAAUUGGCGAUCAGGCUGGUGCACAGUCAGUCCUGGGGUCCUCUGUGUUUGGCCACUGGACAAGCCAAUCAACACUGACAAUCGCCUGACAAUACCACUAGAUCAAGAAGCCCGAGUAUCAUCGACCAAGCAAACGAUACAUUUUGCACACUUCGACCCUAUUGCAUGUCGCGCAUUCGUUACAGAUAUCCGACUGGCAAUUGAGCGUCCAACACGAUCAGCCUUACAGGAAUUCGAUCAACGACGAUCCCUUCGGCAUGACGGUCGCCGACUAGAUCGAGAAGUUCACGAGCGCUUACAGUUGGAAACCGAGAAGCGGCGAUUGGAAUUCGAGUUGGAACAAGAGCGACUGGCUCUAAAAGAUGAGGAAAUCGUACGAGGUCUUGCCACCAGCACCACUCUCAAGAAUAUCAUGCGUCAUUUGGAAUGGGAAGACUUGGGAGUGAAGAUCGACGACAGCUACUUAAAUCAUCUUCGCUUUGCAGACGACAUGGUGCUUAUAACACCGAACAUGGAGCGGGUGGAAAGAAUGCUGCCCGAGUCCGACAACGCUUGUGGAAAGAUCGGAUUACAAGUGAACUUCACGAAGACGAUAUUCAGUCGAAAAGCGGACGAUACGCAUGCGACGGCGGAGAAGCGGCUUCAUUUGAAUUCAUUGAAUGCGAUGUUUAUGGCGAACGGAUUGCACCUGAUGACCUUCGAACGGAACAAACAUCUCUGA